Messenger RNA from Schistosoma mattheei, 684 nucleotides. The record is from the annotation of a GenBank genome assembly. NCBI's taxonomy places the organism in Eukaryota, Metazoa, Platyhelminthes, Trematoda, Strigeidida, Schistosomatidae.
AUGAACCUACUUUCUAUACCUUUCGCACGGCUACGCAGAAUGCCACGCCGUUCCAACGCUAAUUCUGACGAAAGUCCAGUGACCAGACGUACUAGUGCUCGAAUUGCUGCUGCACAGGCAGCGUCCCCUGCCAAGUCUCCAGCUAAAUCUCCCCGUCGUAAACGGCAGUCUACUGAACCAGCUAAAACGGUUUCUGACGACACUGAGUCACAACAGUCGCAAGUUAAGAGUGAGAGUAGUAUGGAGGAGCUGAAUGGUAUCGAUACUAGUUCUGUAAAGGAUACUGAGCUAACUCAUGAUCUAGCGGAAAUACCUCACAAAAAAACCAAGGUUGAUAAGGAGUUAGACGAUGUGAAUAAGGACGAGUUACCGCCCUCUAAUAGUUUGGAAACAAAACAAGUUCCAGCCGCUUUGGAGUCAUGUAAUGAAACAGUAACAUGUGGCGCAGAAAGUGUCAAAAGGACGGAUCCUAAUGUAGAACCCUGUGUGAAUAACCUAAAUGGCAACUUUGGGUCCCAAGAGUCUAGCAAAGAUGAACCUUCAAAACCCAAUGGCACCGUACAUGUUGAAGCCCACCACAAAACUCCCGUUCCUAUUGAAGAACCAGUUAUCCAACCACUUGUUGCUCCGGUUACUGGAGAUAUUGUUCUCGAUGCUGUACCCGAAGUGAUUUCUCAGCAGUAA